Molecule: messenger RNA, 1126 nt
Organism: Spathaspora passalidarum NRRL Y-27907
Lineage: Eukaryota; Fungi; Ascomycota; Pichiomycetes; Serinales; Debaryomycetaceae
Product: mitochondrial 37S ribosomal protein mS23
Exons: 1
Coding region: 19-831 (270 amino acids)
Cellular component (GO): mitochondrial small ribosomal subunit
Molecular function (GO): structural constituent of ribosome
Source: RefSeq, a predicted model, not a curated record
GUACUAAUAAAAUCACCAAUGAAGGUUCAAACAAAAGCUACUCAAGGCAUAAUAGACCGUACAUCCCAUUUCCUUAAGAAGGGAGUGCAACUUGAACAACCAGCCUGGUAUAAUGUUGUCUUGGACAACCCACCAAUCACCGAUUUAGUCAAGCAACCAAAGAAUUACAAAUCUGAAGACUCUGCCAAACAAGUCAACAAAACUACCCGUACUAACGUACACGAAACUUACAAGACCAGAUUAACUCGUUCAGAAUUGAAAUUAAAAAACACUGACGCAUUUAGAAUCCCAAAAAUCAAGUUCUUUGAAGACGAAUUAAGAGAUGUCUUUUUCAGACAACAUCCAUGGGAAUUGGCCAGACCAAAGACUUUAAUCGAAACUAAGGGAGAUGACAACUCCAAAUGUAAUUGGAAGAACAUGUUACAAUUGCACAAACCUUUGGAUGGGGAAUCAGUCGUCCAAAGAACAAUUUAUAUCUUGAAUAACGAAACUAAACCUGAUGGUUCCAAAUACAGUCUUUUUGAAGCUUAUGAUUCAUCUAGAUUCGAAUACUACAAGUUGAGAAUGAGAGAAGAAAUGGAGAGCCAUGUUGCUAAAGAAGAAGCAAUCAUGUAUGGCGCAGUGUUCCCAGAAACAAACUUGGCACAAAACGUCAAACAUGAACAGGAAUACAUUGACGUUUGGACCAAGGUUGCCGAACAACAAACCAAGAUGUUGCAAGCCGGUAGGGGUUCAAGAGCACCUGAAGGAAGUGUUGUUGAAGAAGAAUCCGAAGCUGGUCCCUCCAUUUUUGAAGGUUUUGUUGAUGACGUAGAACCAGAAAAAUUGUAGAAUUACACCUGUAAAUAGAAAUCUAUACUUUUAGUAUUUAUUAUAGUAUAUACAUAUAAUAGUUAAACCAAUGCCCAAAUAAGUCGUAAGUUUAGUGAUGUCCAUGUUCAUCAUGACCUUUCUUUAAGAUGAAAUGUUCAUAAGCCCAGUAGGAGAGAAAUGCAGCGGUACCAAUACCUAAUCCUGGUAAAGUAUUCUUAAAUCUGUUGUAACGAGUAAAUUGACCCUCGUAUCUCCAAGCAUCUCUUUUAGCCCAAGGAUUGUGUGCCAUUGUAUAUGUUGUUUGUCUUAAAGU